Molecule: messenger RNA, 605 nt
Organism: Anoplophora glabripennis (Asian longhorned beetle)
Lineage: Eukaryota; Metazoa; Arthropoda; Insecta; Coleoptera; Cerambycidae
Product: endocuticle structural glycoprotein SgAbd-8-like
Exons: 3
Coding region: 53-532 (159 amino acids)
Cellular component (GO): chitin-based extracellular matrix
Molecular function (GO): structural constituent of chitin-based larval cuticle
Source: RefSeq, a predicted model, not a curated record
CUAACGACAGAAAACUUCAGUCUAGGUCAGGUGCUCUCCUAAAUCAGACAAGAUGAUGAAAUUGGUUUUGUUCACCGCUUCAAUAAUUGCAGCAGCUUCUGCAGCGUUCCCAUUGCUACCACGUCAAUACCCAACUAGACUUCCAGUGUUGCCAUCUCCAAUACCAUCUUAUGUCCAACCAGGAAAGGUUAUCGCAAUUCUUCGUUUAGAUAGCGAUAUUGCUCCAGAUGGUAGCAGUUACCAGUAUGCAUAUGACACGGAAAAUGGAAUAUCUGCUCAAGAAUCUGGUAGCUUAGUAGCUGCUGGUCCUGAACCAGCUCUAGCUGCAAGAGGGUCCUACCAAUACACCUCUCCAGAAGGUGUUCCAGUUCAGAUUUCUUACAUAGCCGAUGAAAAUGGAUUCCAACCUUCUGGAAAUGUGUUGCCCACUCCGCCACCAACCCCGCUAGCCAUACUGAGAUCUCUUGAAUACAAUGCAGCACACCCUGAACCUCAGGGCCCUAGCGGUCCCUUCAAAAAGUAUUAUAAGUAAAUUACUAGAUUGUUGUGUGAUUCGGUGUGUAUGUUGUGACUGUUUGUUAUGAUAAAUAAAUUUAUAAAUUUCA